Messenger RNA from Merops nubicus (carmine bee-eater), 288 nucleotides. Its product is annotated as vegetative cell wall protein gp1-like. The record is from RefSeq and is a predicted model, not a curated record. The annotation marks the transcript as partial. The transcript is spliced from 2 exons. Lineage: Eukaryota; Metazoa; Chordata; Aves; Coraciiformes; Meropidae.
AUGGACAACUCUCCAUCUGCAUCAUCUCUACCAUCUUCAUCUCUUCUAUCUCCACCAUCUCCAUCUGCAUCAUCUCUACCAUCUCCAGCUCUUCCAUCUCCAUCAGCUCCAUCUGCAUCAUCUCUACCAUCUUCAUCUCUUCUAUCUCCACCAUCUCCAUCUGCAUCAUCUCUACCAUCUCCAGCUCUUCCAUCUCCAUCAGCUCCAUCUGCAUCAUCUCUACCAUCUUCAUCUCUUCUAUCUCCACCAUCUCCAUCUGCAUCAUCUCUACCAUCUCCAGCUCUUCCA